Messenger RNA from Dicrocoelium dendriticum, 507 nucleotides. The record is from the annotation of a GenBank genome assembly. Lineage: Eukaryota; Metazoa; Platyhelminthes; Trematoda; Plagiorchiida; Dicrocoeliidae.
AUGGACUGCAGCUCUUCACCCGUCAGAGCGCAGGAAACGGCCCCCUGGUAUCCCCUACAAGUUACAAUGAAUGAGACAAAAUUCCCCGUUGACUACCACAAGUUACCGACGUUUGCAAAGGAAUGGCAAAUCAACCGUUUACUCAACGCCGAAGCAGAGACUUGUCAAACUACAGUCAAACUACUGUCAAACUACAGUCAAACUACAUUCACAGAAGACGAGCGUACUAGCCUUGGAUACAUUCUAACUGGGCCGGCAGAUACAAACGUGUGCAGAAAAAUUCGGAAGAUAAAAAGAUUCGUUGAUGGAAAGUUCAACCCCACGAAAUGUACCAAAAUGGGAGAAGACGUGGAGCCAGGUCCAAAACUGAAGCGGAUAGUGCAAUAUAGGCUGGUUGUACAUCAAAAGAUUUCAACCACUUUUGGUCCGCAGGAAAAUUCACUGAUGUUCGUCAUCGAAUUAAAUGACGAUGAAUGCCGUUAUAAUGGCUACUGGAGGCAUCACUAA